AUGGACAUCCAUAUUUCAAAUCUCGAGGACACCUCUUGCUCGAUCGCCUCACCACUCAGUGCCGUCUCAAUACACCCAGACUCAUCUUUCGCGACUGUCAAGACGCAGACCGAAAGUCUUACUCUACUAAAGACUCGUCUGGAAGUCUGGUCGCAACAUAUCAUCCGCUUGUCCGCCUACGGAUCAUUGAGCUCCUCUGAAACCGUUGCCGCUGCCCACUCUGACGUCAGGCUUGAGUCGCCUCAGGACCAGAGUUUAACGAGGUCCUACGGCCAAUUGGCUGGGCCCAUAUCGGAUCGCGACUCGGGCCCAGAGGUUCAGCGAUGUCUGCGUGCCCUCGGACAUCGAUUCACCGGUCUCUUGGAACGCGCUAACCGGCUUGUCGAGCUGGCCGAGCACCAGCGCCGGUCUCAGUCAGGAAGAUUACAUUAG
Molecule: messenger RNA, 432 nt
Organism: Protopolystoma xenopodis
Lineage: Eukaryota; Metazoa; Platyhelminthes; Monogenea; Polystomatidea; Polystomatidae
Source: the annotation of a GenBank genome assembly